Molecule: messenger RNA, 2444 nt
Organism: Cyprinodon variegatus (sheepshead minnow)
Lineage: Eukaryota; Metazoa; Chordata; Actinopteri; Cyprinodontiformes; Cyprinodontidae
Gene: arhgap10
Product: Rho GTPase activating protein 10
Exons: 20
Coding region: 428-2443 (671 amino acids)
Biological process (GO): signal transduction
Cellular component (GO): cytoplasm
Molecular function (GO): protein binding; GTPase activator activity
Source: RefSeq, a predicted model, not a curated record
CCUCUCUCAGAUGUCAGUAGACUUUCUUAAUCUGUCACUUUAGGUGGAGGUCCUUUAAUGGAAAAAGGGAAAAGUGGACACCGCUCCUGUUCUAUUGGGGAGUUUUAUUAACUCUUGUCUGAUUAAUUCGUGACUGAAAAAGCGCCUCUUUUCUCCUCUUUUUGACCCGAUAGCUGCAGGAGGAUUAAUGUGACAGCGGUGGAGAGGAGCACCACCCAUGCAGCCGCGUCAGGAGCUACAAUGCUAACAAAUGUUAGCUUCUGCUGCUACCUGUGGGAACUAUGGUCCAUCAUUCUGAGCUGAAAGCUCCGGCCCACAGAGCGGCGGUGUGAGUGGAACUGUCUCUGGUGUCGCUCCCACGGCGUGGAAGCAGCUUUCGGUCGGUUUCCCUUCCCGUGUGGCGUGGACGCCCAGCCGUGUCCCAGCAAUGGGGCUCCAGGCGCUGGAGUUCAGUGAGUGCUAUCUGGACAGCCCCAACUUCAGGGAGAAGAUCAAGGCUCAGGAAGCAGAGCUGGACAAAACCAACAGGUUCAUCAAAGAGCUCUACAAGGACGGAAAGAACCUCAUCAAUGCCACCAAACAGCUGGGGUUGGCUCAGCGAAAGUUUGCCCAGUGCCUGGGGGAGUUUCAGUUUGAGUACAUCGGCGAUGCAAAGACAGAUGAUGAAAGAUGCAUCGACGAGUCUUUGCAAGAGUUUUCCUCUUUCCUCAAAAACCUGGAGGAGCAAAGGGAGCUGAUGAUGAGAAACAUCACAGAGACAUUAAUGAAACCCUUGGAGAAGUUCAGGAAGGAGCAGCUGGGCACCGUCAGGGCGGAAAGAAAAAGGUAUGAGAAGGAGACGGAGAAGUACUACGGCUCUCUGGAGAAGCUUCUGAACAUGUCGGCGAAGAAGAAGGAGCCGCAGCUGCAGGAGGCAGACAGCCAGGUGGAAACCAUGAGGCAGCACUUUCAAGAGGAAUCGCUUGAAUAUGUUUGCAAGCUGCAGGAGAUCCAGGAGAGAAAGAAGUUUGAAUGCGUGGAACCGAUGCUGGCCUUCUUUCAGACCAUGUUCACCUUUUAUCACCAGGGAUUCGAGCUUGCCAAGGACUUUGACCACUAUAAAAGAGCGCUGCAGAUCAAUAUUCAGAAUACAAGGAGUCGAUUCGAGGGCACGCGGUCAGAGGUGCAUGAGCUGAUGAAGCGGAUCAAAGACACCCCCCACGAGUACCGCCAGACCAGCCCCAUCAGCUUUGAAGGUUACCUCUACGUGCAGGAAAAACGACCCCCUCCCUUCGGUUCAAGCUGGGUCAAGCGCUACUGUACGUUUGUGAAGGAGCAGAAGAUCCUGCACAUGGUGACUUUUGACCACCGAUCCGGUGGAAAGAUUGGGGAGACGGAGUCCGUCACGCUCAAGUCCUGCGUCCGCAAACCAACAGACAUGUUGGACAGGAGGUUCUGCUUUGACCUGGACAUAACAGACAGGCCCGGGACGGUGCUGACUGUUCAGGCCCUGUCAGAGGAUGACCACAAGCUGUGGAUGCAGGCCAUGGGUGGGAAGGAGCCUACUGGUUAUCUUGGAGUGACUCUGUCUAAAGAAAGAGGAAUCGAUGCCCAGUUGGAUGAAAUGGGUUUAACUUUUGUGAAGAAUUCAAUCAUUGCUAUUGAGACCAGAGGCAUUAAUGACCAAGGUCUGUACAGAGUUGGGGGAGUAAGCUCCAAGGUCCAGAAGCUUCUGUCAUUGAUGAUCGAUGAGAAGAGUAACGAAGUGGAUCUCUCAGCCAGUGAAGACUGGGACGUCAAGACGAUAACCAGUGCGCUGAAGCUCUACCUGAGGAGCCUACCGGAGCCAUUGAUGACCUAUGGACUGUAUAAGGAGUUCAUCAGCCCUGCAAAGGGCGGCAGUCCCGAGUCUCGCAUCCAAGCCGUCCACUGCCUGGUCCACAAACUACCGGAGAAGAAUCGACUUGUCCUCGGGCUGCUCAUGAAGCAUCUGGCCAAUGUGGCGAUGCACAGCAAACAGAACCUGAUGACCGUCGCCAACCUGGGCGUUGUGUUUGGGCCCACGCUCAUGAGGCCGCAGGAGGACACAGUCGCUGCCAUCAUGGAUCUCAAGUUCCAAAACAUUGUUGUGGAAAUCCUCAUCGAGCACCAUGAGAAGAUCUUUACAGAUACUCCUGAUCUAAGCCUUUCGUCACCCGCCGGCCCCGUCUUAUCUGCUCCCACACGGCAGUCGAAGAAGCUGAGUCGACAGAAUCGGCCUUUAGCCGUCUACAAUCCUCAAGUCCUUGACAUCCAGAACGCAGUGGGAGACUACUCCACCCUGUCAGCAGAUGAAACCUUAACGGGCAGCAAUGAGUCGGUAUCUUCCCAGUCUUCGUCGGCCUCCACCUCAGAGCCGCCUGCAGAGAAGGCAGAUCAUCCAGCCCUCAGCGGCAGCCUCAGCUCAGGCAGCAACUCCAGGUAGG